Rhipicephalus sanguineus (brown dog tick) is the source of this 1717-nucleotide messenger RNA. RefSeq lists its product as uncharacterized. NCBI's taxonomy places the organism in Eukaryota, Metazoa, Arthropoda, Arachnida, Ixodida, Ixodidae. The record is from RefSeq and is a predicted model, not a curated record. Bases 68 to 1717 code for a protein of 549 amino acids. The transcript is spliced from 9 exons.
GCAUUGCGAGGGAGCACCUGCGAGCUCAGAAGGCAAUGACGAGUCUUUUGUGGACGGAGGCACAGCAAUGGAAUGCUCUGUAGCAGCAGAAGAUGACCGAAUGAACGAGUCGUCAUCAGUGCAAGCAGACCAAAUGACGGGAGGGAGCACUGUUGCAGACAAUGACCCAUUUAAUGAGCUUUUGGUCUUAAAGCGGCAGCUCAAUUUGGAGCAGAAGAAACGAGCAAAGGCCGAAAAAGAGUGCAGAAGCCUGAAAGAUUCAUUUAGUAAGAUCUUUGCCGGUGAUCAACUGCGUUAUGUUCAGAAACGAACUAUGAGGGGGUCUGCAUGGAGUGACAGUACAGUGCAGGAAUCAUUAAAUGUUCGACUUGCUUGCGGAUCGAGAGGAUACGAACACCUCCGUGACAAUGGAUGGCCACUGCCCGCAGAAAGAACCCUCCAGAAGAACAUCGAAAACAUCAAGUUCUCGCCAGGAAUCCUUGAGGAUGUCUUUCCUGCACUUGCGGCAAAAGUUGCAACAUUCAAGGCAGAGGAUCGGUACGCUGUCAUCAUGCUCGAUGAAAUGCAGCUCACACCAGGCCUCGAUUAUGACUGUACUACACGUUCUGUCAUUGGACAUUCUACUGUAGCAUCAUCAGACCCAAGUGCACCAGCCGGUCUCGCAACACACGCGCUGGUGUUCAUGCUUGGAGGAGUUACAUCCAGGUGGAAACAGACAAUAGCAUACCACUUUUCAGCUGACUCCUUUGAUGCAAAGCAAAUAUUGGCCAUACUCUUUGAUAUCAUUAGGAAAUGUGAAGCAAUUGGUCUGUCUGUAGACUUUGUAACUUCUGACAUGGGGAGUGGAAACCAGGCCAUUUGGAGACUGUGCAGUAUAACGGCCACAAAGUACGGGUGCCCUCGGACCACAUGUCCUCACCCCUGUGAUGAAGGCCGCAGCCUGCACUUCCUUGCGGAUGCACCCCACCUUCUGAAAAACUUGCGUGGUCAUCUGGUGAUGCAGCAGAAGAUAGUUCUGGAUGAUGAGACUGUGGUUAAAAACAAGUUGCCAACCAAUGAGGUAAAGUACUAUGUUGCUAUGCAAGCAGGCAGUGGCAUCUUGUGUUCACGUAGUCGCCAAGAGAAACUAAUUUCUUUGUUCACCAAGAACGCCGUGCGGCAGCUUCUGGCUAUGUUGCCGCUCCAAGAAAGCGGGGCCAACCGAGGACAGCCUGUGCCUCCCAUGAUUGCAUCUACCUCCCAUGUUGAUCUACUGAGCACAUUCCAGACAGUCACCGGGGAUCUCGUCCGCAUUCCGCAGUCGACAGUGUGCCGAGCAGUCGGAAAAGUGACCAUACUCAUCGCAAGGCACUUGUACUCGAUGCUGGCUGUCACCGAACCACACCCACAGUUUUACGAUGUGGUUGCCAGCUGGCCUGGUUCAAUCCACGCCAGCAGAAUUUUUGACAGGUCUUAUGUCCGGCUGCUGUAUGAGGAGCGCAGAGUGCCCGGGGUGCUCCUUGGAGAUAUGGGAUACGCCUGCCACCCAUUUCUAAUGACUCUAUUUCACAAUCCAGCCAAGGAAGACACGGGACGAGUCAGACAGUUUGUCGGUGUGAUCUUCUUCCAUCAGCCUCAUGCGCAAGGUGUGUUUCUCGUGCAACAGUGCAAAGCUUACGUCAACCUCUUCCGAAAGGCUUCUCUGCUGCAAAGACAGCCUGCCUCUAGGUAUGGUUGA